UACUAUUAAAAAUUACAAAUACUCUUAUUAAGAAUCCAAAAAUGGACGGGCCGAAUUGGAUUAGAUACACUUCUCAUCUGUCACUACUCUAAACUGUCACGGGCCAAAUUAGGUACGAAAUCCCCGUGUGCGGUCAAAAUUCGGCCUAACCACUUUGCAAAUUUCGUUCUAGACUUUAAAAACUCGAAUGGGCCCACCAAGAUGGGCCUAAAUGGAAUAAUAGAAGUUUGUAUUGGGCCAAAUUGGAUCCAAAUUUAUUUUCCACGAUCCAAUUUGCGAGUCUACUAUCCCUCUAAAAAAUAAAAAAGAAAAAAAAGAAAAUGCGAGCUACCCAUCACCACACGCCACGUACUCAUGGAGCCCUUGAGCAGAGUUCCCCAUCCGAAACCCAACUCCGGCCGCCGCCGCCGCCGCGCCAUGGACCGCCUCCUCGCCUUCUCCCGCCGCCGCCGCCGCUGGCUCGCGUGGGCAGGCGCCUCCGCGGGGGCCUACCUGGUAUACCACCACCCGGCCGUCGCCGCGCGGCGCCGCCGCAUCGCCCGCGUCGCCUCCGCCCUCGCGUCCCUCGCCGACGCCGUCGCCGACGUGGCCUCCGACCUCGCCGCCUUCCUCCGCUCCGACUCCGACUCCAUCCCCCCCACGGUCAGGCAGCUCUCCAAGCUCGCUUCCUCUCCCGAGGCCUCCGCCUCCGCCUCCGCGCUCUCCGGGGCCCUCACCACCGGCGUGAUCCGCGGCUACGCCACCGCCGCCGCCGCCUCCUCCUCCGGUGACGAGGCGGCCUUCUCGGACCGCCUGCUCGACAGGAUCCUAUCCCCUUCCGGCGAGCGCCUCGCGUCGGCCGUCGCCGGCAGCUUCGGGAGCCAGCUCGUGCUCGCCUACUACUCCGCCCCGUCCGAUCCUUCGUCGGGCUCGUCGUCGCCGAGCUGGGUCGAUGUGGUCACCACCGGGAGUUGCCGGAGAGCGAUCCGCAGCUGGGUCGAGGUCUUCACGGCCACCGCCGUGGGGGUGUUCAUAGACAAGACCAUCCACAUCAACACCUACGACCAGCUCUUCGCCGCCGCCACGAACCCCUCCUAUGGCGCCAGGCUACAGCAGCUUCUCGUCGCACUCUGCAAUGCCUCCAUGGAGACACUGGUAAAAACAUCCCAUAGUGUACUAUCUAACCCUAACCCCAAUGCCAAUUCCAAUCAAAAUGGUAGUAACAAUGGUAGUGGUAGUGGUAGUGGCAAUGGUGGGGAUGGGGAAGGAUGGGUGGAGACGGUGUCGACCGUGCUUGCGGUGCCGAGCAACCGGAGGCUCGUGCUGGAUUUGACUGGGAGGGCAACAUUUGAGGCAGUGCGAUCGUUUCUCGACUUUGUGAUGUGGAGACUUCAUGAAGGCGCGAGGGCUGGGGGUGAUGCCGCGAUUGGGGCUGGAUUGUGUGCCUUGAGGCACAUGAGCGAAAGGUCCAUGGUUAUCGCUGCAAUCUGCAUAGCAUUGUGCUUGCAUUUGUUGAACGGCGCAUGGCUCAUGACCCGGCCUGAGCCUGCUUCUGUUGAUCAGUUAUGAUGUUUAUGGCUGUAAGAUUUUCAUCUAUUGUUGUGUACAGAAAAAAUGGAGUAUAGGAUAUACUGAAGCUGUAAAUGUAAAAGGGAGUACGGGGAGCAGAGAGGAUUCAGUUGAUAACGUUAUGUAACAAUUCUGACCUUCAUACAGCUAAUAAAAUUUCUGAAAGAGUAACUUUGCUUGUAUUAUUGCUGAUAUCUUUUGGUGAGAUGUAUUUUCUUUUGCACAAACAUGUUUAGUUGUGUUUGACUAUAUUGUGUAUGAUGCUUGAGAUAGGCUAGUUUAUGUUUCGCUCAACUGCUGCUGAGCAUAUUAUUGUUAACUGUCCCCACUUCUCAUUUAGCUACGUAUAAUCUGCAUAGAUCAGCAAACUAUUCGAGUGAAAGUGAAGAGAUGGCAAUUGUUUUAGUUGGUCAGACCUAAUUCAGUACAUCAUCUGUCAUUUGAUUGCUUGUUCAGCUGAUGUGGAUUGCAUAGACAAUGUAUUGUAAUGGAAGUUUGUAACUUAUUAUCCUUCCUUUUUUUUACACUAGGUUGUAACUCUUCCCUUUUUGGCCAAAACUUACAGCUUGCUUGACAGUGAGUCAUAUGUGUUAGUACUUCCUGGAUUUAUCUCUGCUUUUUAUUGAGGAAUAUACUACUGUAUUUUCGGCUAGGUGAGUUGGGCUUGAGGCCCCUUUUAACAUUUUUUAUCUGUUGCAAUUUGUAAUUGUUGUACAGCUCCAUACUAAUUCACUACAUCUGUUUAUGUUUCUCUAAGGCUGUGUUUAGUGUAGGUUGGGAGCUAAUCAUCCACACACGGAAAUGGAGCAGCAGAUUAGCACAUGAUUAGUUAAGUGUUAGCUUAAAAGAACUUAAAAAUGGAUUAAUAUGAUUUUUUAAAGUAACUUUACUAUAGAAUUAUUUUUUUGGCAAAAAAUGCACCGUUUGCGUGGAAAAUGAUGGAGGUAAAGUUGGAAACCUUGACUAAAGAACACACCCUAAGUCAUGGCCCUUGGUUUGGAUUUCUGGAAGUUCAUGCCAAACCUGAUUUUGUAGCGGUAACAGGUUUCUUGAACUGGAAUGAACCUAGAGAACCUUUUGGAGUGCAUCAUUUCUUUUUUAAAUUGUUAGAGUGGACUUCUUUCCUUAGAAGCUUGAGUUAAUGUUUGCUGCGGGCACAUGAUUGACAGAGAGCUCUGCUUUCCGAUUCCAAAUUAGUUUCACACUUACAUUUCUUUCCCUCCUCUCUGAGCUGCAUCUAAUUCGUAUUGCUUUUCUCAGUCUUCUAGAAUCUAGAUCGCAUCUGUCAGUUUGUUGCUGAGUUGUGGAGUAACAGCCAGCAAGGUGCCAAACAUGUCAUGUUUUCAAAUUGUAUUGUCCAACUACGUGAACUGAUGCAUUGAAAAUUCUAGUGGCUGCAGGUUAGCAAAGAACUUUCAGAGGUGUUGGAACCUAUCCUACAACUGAUUGCUAUGUCAAAUUUGGAGAGCUUCAGAAUUUUCUCAAAUCAGGUUUGAAUCCUUGAACACAGAUUGGCAUGUCGUUUUCUAUGCUGGCUUUUUUUAUUUCAGGUCCGCGCCAUUCUCUAGAACACCAAAUCCGUGCAGAAUCGACAGGCUAGCUACAGGCUGUCAUGAUCCGCACAAGUGUUGGGAGUAUCAGUCAGAGAUAAGGGAAGGUGGAUGCAGGUCAAGAUCAAUCUUUCAUCCACCAAGCUGCAGUUCUUGAGUUGCUAUGGAAAAAUGGAUGUGUGCCGUUCUAGAGACCGGAUACGGCCAUCACACGCACAAGUAGUCAAGUCAUCUCCAUUGUCACUGUCAUGCAGGUAAUCCGAUGGCUCGUGCAAUCAAUUACAAACUAACAAUCUCUCUUACAGACGAUGCUUCUAAUCUGACUUGACAAUCCCUUACAAUUUAGACGACGUACGGAAGCUAACACCCAGGUUGAUGAUAAUAAUAUCAAUAAUUCCUUUUGGUGCAGCAGGAAAAAGGAACAAGUCUGAUUGAGACAUGAACAUGUAAGCAUCGGAUUAAUAAAUUAGACAAGCAAGUGUAGCACAGGAGGCAAUCAAUCCAAUCCAAUGCUUAUCUGCAUGUAUGUAUAUAUACUACGUAUCUAAGCAGGCAGUGUGUCGUCAACGUCAUGUAAUACUAUACUGAAUUAUAUUGCAACAGCAGUGUGACCUCUUCUGGGUAUGAGCAAUGUCAAUGGCUCUUCUUGUCA
Molecule: messenger RNA, 3750 nt
Organism: Oryza sativa Japonica Group (Japanese rice)
Lineage: Eukaryota; Viridiplantae; Streptophyta; Magnoliopsida; Poales; Poaceae
Source: RefSeq, a predicted model, not a curated record